This is a messenger RNA of Sardina pilchardus (European sardine), 1801 nucleotides long. Its product is annotated as GTPase IMAP family member 8-like. Lineage: Eukaryota; Metazoa; Chordata; Actinopteri; Clupeiformes; Clupeidae. The transcript has 4 exons. The coding region runs from base 187 to 1767 and encodes 526 amino acids. Gene Ontology annotation, molecular function: GTP binding. The record is from RefSeq and is a predicted model, not a curated record.
AAAAUGAUGCAUUUACUUUGAAAUCAGACAUGAGGUUUUGACUGAGGAAGAUGGAGGAAGAUGGAGGAAGCAGAGAGAGACUAUCAGAUCAUCAGCAGGUGGAGUGGUAGAACACUGGAGCUAAAUGUUUGAGUUUUACAGAAAUAUUUCUAAAAAAAAGCAGAGAGAGGAGCAGAGGAGAGGAAGAUGAAGGCGUACAAGCAGAGACAGACUCUCAGAUCAUCAGCAGGUGCAGUUCCACAUAUUUAUGACAUGAAGAUUGUGCUGCUGGGAGGCAGACUAAGCGGGAAGAGUUCAUCAGGAAACAGCAUCCUGGGCAGAGAGGAGUUUAGCACCUCAGGAAGAACAGCUGAGUGUGUGAAGAGAGAAGGAGUAACAGCAGGGAGACGCAUCACUGUAGUGGAGGCACCAGGAUGGUGGAACAACUUCACUGUAGAGCAAACUCUUGAACGUGAUAAACAAGAAAUUGUCCUCAGUGUGUCUCUGUGUCCUCCAGGACCCCAUGCUCUACUCCUGAUCAUUAGAGUGAGUGAGUCAUUCACAGAGACAUUUAGGAGAGCAGUGCAGGAACACAUGGAGCUGCUGGGAGAGAGAGUCUGGAGUCACACUAUAGUGCUGUUCACAUGUGGGGACUGGCUGGGAGACACGACCAUUGAACAGCACAUUGAGAGUGGAGGAGAGGCUCUGCAGUGGGUUGUAGAGAAAUGUGGGAACAGGUAUCAUGUUGUAGACAAUAUGAUGAGGGAUGGUGGCCAGGUGACAGACCUGCUGGAGAAGAUAGAGGAGAUGGUGGCGGGAAACAGGGGCUAUCUGUUUGACUUUGACAGAAAUAUCUCUAGAAAACUACAAGAGAAGAAGAAGGAAGCAGAGAGAAGAGCAGAGGAGAGGAAGAUGAAGGUGCACAAGCAGAGACAGACUCUCAGAUCAUCAGCAGAUGGAGUUCCACAUAUUUCUGACAUGAAGAUUGUGCUGCUGGGAGGCAGACAGGAGGGGAAGAGUGUAUCAGGAAACACCAUCCUGGGCAGAGAGGAGUUUGGCACCUCAGGAAGAACAGCUGAGUGUGUGAAGAGAGAAGGAGAAACAGCAGGGAGACACAUCACUGUAGUGGAGGCACCAGGAUGGUGGAGGAACUUCACUGUAGAGCAAACUCCUGAACGUGAUAAACAAGAGAUUGUCCUCAGUGUGUCUCUGUGUCCUCCAGGACCCCAUGCUCUACUCCUGCUCAUUGACGUGAGUCUGUCAUUCACAGAGACACACAGAAGAGCAGUGCAGGAACACAUGGAGCUGCUGGGUGAGAGAGUCUGGAGUCACACUAUAGUGCUGUUCACAUGUGGGGACUGGCUGGGAGACACGACCAUUGAGCAGCACAUUGAGAGUGGAGGAGAGGCUCUGCAGUGGGUUGUAGAGAAAUGUGGGAACAGGUAUCAUGUUGUAGACAAUGAGAAGAGGGAUGGUGGCCAGGUGACAGAGCUGCUGGAGAAGAUAGACAAGAUGGUGGCAGGAAACAGGGGCUAUCUGGUUUACUUUGACAGAAAUAUUUCUAAAAAAUUACAAGAAAAGAAGAAGGAAGUAGAGAGAAGAGCAGAGGAGAGGAAGAUGAAGGUGCACAAGCAGAGACAGACUCUCAGAUCAUCAGCAGGUGAGAGACAUUUUCAGAUCUCAAGCCUACACGAGACAUUUCAAUAUACUGUACAUCAUAUCACAAGUGAUGUGUACUUCAUUCAGUAUUUACUGUAUCUGUCCUAUACCCUCGGUCGUCUUCUUUAGCACAUUUUUUUAGCAUAUACUACACACACACACA